This is a messenger RNA of Eublepharis macularius, 1806 nucleotides long. RefSeq names its product RAR related orphan receptor B (gene RORB). The coding region runs from base 1 to 1806 and encodes 601 amino acids. Gene Ontology annotation, biological process: regulation of transcription by RNA polymerase II. The transcript has 13 exons. Gene Ontology annotation, molecular function: zinc ion binding; nuclear receptor activity; RNA polymerase II cis-regulatory region sequence-specific DNA binding. The record is from RefSeq and is a predicted model, not a curated record. Gene Ontology annotation, cellular component: nucleus. Lineage: Eukaryota; Metazoa; Chordata; Lepidosauria; Squamata; Eublepharidae.
AUGGUGCAGCCAGGGCUCAGUGACAAUGAAGGCUCCUCAGAGGAGGAUGGGCCCUAUAUAACAGCCGAGGGUCGACAGGAGCCAACUAGCAGGAGAAUGAGGCACAGGCAUGCCAGGACCUACAGCCAGAAGCUGAGUCAGAAGCACCUCCAUCCUCCAGCUCUGACCCAGCAGAUUGGUCCAGAAACUCAAAAUCUGAUUCAAGCGGAUGGAAAUACACAGAAAGGUGUAACAGAGCAAAUAUUUAGACUGUACCGCCGUAUUGGUGAUGCCUAUCCACGUGCUAUCACAUACACUGUGGUAGCCAUCAGCUCUGUAGUUACAAAUAUGGAACUUAGAGAAACUGUGAAUGCCACAUUCUAUUGGUUCAUAACGAUGCAAGCCAUGUGUGGUUAUCAUUCACAGACAUCAUUUGAGCAUAAACAGUUUACAGCACAAAUUGAAGUGAUACCAUGCAAAAUUUGUGGUGACAAGUCCUCUGGAAUACAUUAUGGAGUCAUCACAUGUGAAGGCUGCAAGGGAUUCUUUAGGAGGAGUCAACAGAACAAUGCUUCAUACUCCUGCCCAAGGCAGAGAAACUGUUUAAUUGACAGAACCAACAGAAAUCGUUGCCAACACUGCCGACUGCAGAAGUGUCUUGCCCUAGGAAUGUCUCGAGAUGCUGUAAAAUUUGGAAGAAUGUCCAAAAAGCAGAGGGACAGUCUGUAUGCUGAGGUACAGAAGCACCAACAGCGACUGCAGGAACAACGGCAGCAGCAGAGCGGCGAGGCUGAAGCCCUGGCCCGCGUCUACAGCAGCAGCAUCAGCAAUGGCCUGAGCAACCUGAACAAUGAAACUGGGGGCACUUAUUCAAAUGGGCAUGUCAUUGAUCUGCCGAAGUCCGAGGGUUAUUAUAAUGUGGAUUCUGCCCAACCCUCCCCAGAUCAGUCUGGUUUAGAUAUGACUGGAAUCAAACAGAUCAAGCAGGAACCUAUCUAUGACCUCACUUCUGUACCAAACUUGUUUACCUAUAGCUCUUGCAGCAACGGGCAAUUAGCUCCAGGGAUAACCAUGGCGGAAAUAGAUCGAAUUGCACAGAAUAUCAUCAAAUCCCAUCUGGAGACAUGUCAAUAUACAAUAGAGGAAUUACAUCAGCUAGCCUGGCAAACCCACACAUAUGAAGAAAUCAAAGUAUACCAGAGCAAGUCAAGAGAAGCAUUGUGGCAACAGUGCGCAAUCCAGAUCACUCAUGCUAUUCAGUACGUGGUGGAAUUUGCAAAGCGGAUAACAGGCUUUAUGGAGCUCUGUCAAAAUGAUCAAAUUCUACUUCUCAAAGCAGGCUGCUUGGAAGUGGUUUUAGUGAGAAUGUGCCGUGCCUUCAAUCCACUCAACAACACCGUUCUCUUUGAAGGAAAAUAUGGAGGAAUGCAAAUGUUCAAGGCUUUGGGUUCAGAUGACCUGGUGAAUGAAGCAUUUGACUUUGCAAAGAAUUUAUGUUCUUUGCAGUUGACGGAGGAGGAAAUUGCCUUGUUUUCAUCUGCUGUCCUGAUAUCACCUGAUCGGGCUUGGCUGUUAGAACCAAGGAAGGUCCAGAAGCUUCAGGAAAAAAUUUAUUUUGCACUUCAACAUGUGAUCCAGAAGAAUCAUCUUGAUGAUGAGACUUUGGCAAAGUUAGUAGCCAAGAUACCAACUAUUACAGCACUUUGCAACUUGCAUGGAGAAAAACUGCAGGUAUUUAAACAAUCUCAUCCUGACAUAGUGAACACACUAUUUCCUCCAUUAUACAAGGAACUUUUCAAUCCAGAUUCUACCACUGGCUGCAAGUGA